Penicillium antarcticum is the source of this 2370-nucleotide messenger RNA. RefSeq names its product AFI1/MesA family protein. Gene Ontology annotation, biological process: actin cortical patch localization. Gene Ontology annotation, cellular component: plasma membrane. Lineage: Eukaryota; Fungi; Ascomycota; Eurotiomycetes; Eurotiales; Aspergillaceae. The record is from RefSeq and is a predicted model, not a curated record. The transcript has 3 exons. The coding region runs from base 1 to 2370 and encodes 789 amino acids.
AUGGCCACAACGCUACCAUAUCGCCCGUCUAACGACUCCCUCUCCGCCUCGAAUAACCGCCAAACGAGUGGCCUCCCUCGGUUGUCGCCCGCGCCCUCCUUUAUUGGACGCUCGCCCAGCAGUUCACACGGCUCAUAUCGACGGACAUCUACAGAAAAUGCGGUGUCUAGUUAUAGGCCACGCCGGUGCAAGGCACAAUACCCCCUCGACUCGCCCGAGCGCCAUGUGGAAUACAUUUUGGUAGCCUCAUUUCACAUUGACCGAGGCCCAAUUAUGGAGCACCAAUAUCCCGCCGCAAUCAGUGGUGAUGAGAGCAUGCUUGCGGAGCUGAUGCUGCCGGAUCAGACACAUGUACGGAGUCAAGAUUGGACUAUAUUUUUCUUGCACAAGGAUACAAGCGGUGACGAUGAGGAGGAACCCGGGAGUGGAAAGAAGAAAAAGCGCAAGUCGAAAUACCGCGGAAACGAGGAGGGUGCCGAUAUUCAAGAUGAGAACUUUGACGAAGCCUCCGAUGACCCAGAUAGCAGCGACGACGAGGGUGGUGAAGGGCCACCCUUGAUGUAUGUGCUGAAUCUGGUCAACACAAAGCAGGAUAACACCGUACGACGAGGCGCUGUUGUCAAGGCUAUGGCAAUUUGUACGCGGCAUUCAUUCCUUCAUAUCUAUAAACCUUUGCUACUUUUGGCCCUGGAGGAUUACUUCAAGUCGCCAUAUCCCGAAACACUAGCAUCUCUUUACGACGCCGUCAACAAUAUGGACCUGUCCCUAAUGCCGAAAAUGUCCCUGCUGGAGCGCAAUAUUCUUCAAUCCAGCAACACGAAGGAAAUGUUCCUGGAAAAGUUCGAGCAAAUGAUUCGCCAACGAGAGGAGGAGGAAAGCCAAGAUGGGGAGUGUCCACCGUCGCCUAAGAAAAUGAGUCGAUACGCCUUACCGCGGGACACACACGAGUACGAGUCAAAGGUCGUCUACAAUGACAUUCCUAUCCCGGUCAAAAUCCCGACUGUGAUCUGGCCAGAGACUGUUGGAGAUUUCUCUCUCAUCAAACUCAUUCAGACCUUUGCCGCUCCUCAUGCUACAUCUCCUCAGGCUUUCCCGGCCCAUCCUCAUCUGACAACAAGUGGCCAAUUCACACACCCCAUCAUUGUUCUCGUCAACGCUAUUCUCACGCAGAAGCGUGUUAUAUUCUUGGGACACAACCGACCUUCUGGAGAAGUAGCCGAGGCAGUUUUAGCGGCGUGUGCUCUUGCAUCUGGGGGUAUUCUGCGUGGAUUCACUCGACACGCAUUCCCCUAUACGGAUCUGACCAAAAUCGAUGACCUCCUCAAAGUACCUGGUUUCAUUGCAGGAGUCACAAACCCGACGUUUGCCAAUCACCCCGAAUGGUGGGAUGUAAUGUGUGAUCUGCCCACCGGUCGUAUGAAGAUCUCGACUCACGUCGAGCCUGCACCGGUAACAGAAGGACUUCUUUUCUUCCAGCAGCAGAACUCACUUCUGCCACACCAUGCAUCCAACACGACGUCAGACCCUACAGGCGACACUCUAUUUAUGGAAGAUAUCCUGCGCAGUAUCACCCAGCGACAUGGCGAAAAUGCGAUCCGAGCAAAAUGGCGUGCAUAUAUCACGAAGUUCGUCCGUGUCGCCGCAGCAUUCGAGGAGGCAGUUUACGGUGCAUCCAACCUAUAUAUCAUCGGCCCAGGCGAAGAGCUGUCCCCAGACAGCCCAACAGGCCAGCAAACCGAUGCAAACGACCCAACCUCCCUCCGAGGCCACGGCUACGUCUGGGCUGAUGAGAACGCGAAACAGCGCGAGCUCUCAGCCUCGGUAUCCCGAAUCGAAGGCUGGCGCAAUACCCGCUCUUACUACUCCUAUAUCCAAGACAUCGCCGCAAUGUACUAUCCCGCGCGACCAAUCCAACGACCAGACAUCCACCAUCACCACGACCGCCUCCGAGCCCUAAAGCUCUCUCACUCCGAAGCAGCAUCCGUCUACCUAGCCCUGUCGCACUCGGUCAAAGACUACGCAGGAAUCUGCCAGCUCCUCUAUGUCGCUCCAGAAAACCAAGCCGGACUGUUCUACGUGAGCAUGGGCCUGUUUCACCCCGACCAAGUAGUCCGCGAAGCCACAGUGGAUCUUCUCGACCGAAUCGCCGCUCACCCCGCGGGUCGCCAUUUCUGGACUCACGUCGGCCGAUUCGCCAAAUUGGGGUAUAUCCGUGUAAAGCGGGAGCGCGACGCCGCCACACAAAGUCCCAUCUCAGGCGCUGCAUCGCCUACUUUGCCUCUGAGUUCGAGUUCGGGAAAUAGCUUCGGCAAUGAGCCGCAAAGUCUCGUUGGUGUAGCGAUGGGAGAUGGUAUGUCUAGGAGGAGCUGA